GAAGCUUUCUGAACUUUCAAGUACAACAACGGAAUAGUCUUGAUUAUUCAGAUAAACUGAGGCAAUCAUGUCGACCGCACAAGCUUCACAGAGCUCGAAUCCCAACCCAAAUGCAAGUGCUCUACUAUGGGAAGCCGUCAAUGGUUGUUAGCCGAGUCGCGGCCUAUUCGAGAUCUGUUGGAGCAAUCUACAAGAGUAAAAGGAUGUAUCAUUUUCACAGAAAUCGAGCACUUCCAAGGCCAAGGACGCAAUGCUUUGCGAGACACUAUCAUGAUGCGCUUUCCCAACACACCACAAAUGUUCUGGUCAAGGACAUGUGCACUUCACAAUGGUUUCUUUGGUUGCGAUCAUUCUCUUCCUUCAGCCACAACACAAUACUCGACCUACUUCCGUUUGGCUGUCAAGACCCCGCAGAACCAAGGACUGCCGGAUUAUGAUUCGCCAUACGGCAGUUUGUCCUACGAAUGGUCGGAGAUGGGAUUUUUAUCUGCUUCUUCCACGACUUGGAAUGUUAUGAUAUGCUUCAAUGUGCCUCAGAGCAUUAUCACUGGGUUGCAACCGACAUUACCGACGCUGUUGGGAGAUAUUCUGGGACCGUAUGCGUUGCAUAUACCUUUGUUGGAACAGUUGGUUGAGCUAUACGACAUGAGUGUCUCGUACACGGGUGGUACAGUUGACAUACUCGAGAAGGAACUUACAAAACCUGGAUAUCAAGAAACCGAAACCACAGCUCCUGGAGCCCCCUCAGCCUCGGACAAACAGCGCAGAACUCAGCUUGCAGCCAUGUUUGAGAUUUCGAAUCACAUCACCCACUUGAUCGAAACAACACAAAUUGCCGCAGAGACAGUCGAUCGCAUGAGAUCAGAAUGCGAGGGCUACGCUGCUGUGCAAAAACCUGUCAACUUGUCACUGGCGCCGAGAGCGCGCAAACUCGCUUUCCUACACAGUAUGCUGAGAGGAAUUUCUGCACGUACUAGGUCUAACGAGAAGGAGUUAGCUGGAGCGCAGAGUUUGUUGACGAAUAUGAUUGCUCAGGACAAUCAUGAGGUCUUACAGCGAUUAGCUGCUUCGAAUAGCGACUAAGCGUAAACCGCGAUGGCAAAAUUCUUUUCAUGAUUUCGCUACCCCUCCCUCUAGAAGAAUCUCGCAAGAGUUAUAGGAAGCUGAUUAGCAGCGCCGGAGAAAAGUGAUAUGGUGGCUCCUCAAGGCUCAAAGGAUUCGAAGUUUCAGCCACGCCUGCGGGGGCGGCU
Molecule: messenger RNA, 1250 nt
Organism: Aureobasidium pullulans EXF-150
Lineage: Eukaryota; Fungi; Ascomycota; Dothideomycetes; Dothideales; Saccotheciaceae
Exons: 6
Coding region: 127-1083 (318 amino acids)
Source: RefSeq, a predicted model, not a curated record